AUGGAGAACGCCGUAGACUUCUUGACGCAGAACUGGGAGUAUGGGGCGGAGGUGUGCCUUGCCGCGUUCGCUCUUUUCCACUCUGCAAGGGAGAUCAAACAAGCAUGCGACGCCCUCAGGUUGGCUUGCGCGGGAAGCGGUGCUUUGACAUUCAAGCAGAAAGCGAAGAUUCUGGUGAGGAAGAUCGAAAAGGACAGCGGCAAGCAGAUGUUCUGGGCGGAGUCUUUGGUCAUGACCUACAUGAUGGCCUUUGGAGGCGGCAUCCUCGCCCCGUUCCUGCUCGGCAAGCCCCCCGUCAUGUUCGUCAACGACCUGAUAGUCCCGCUGGUGGCCGUCUGCUGGUUCGUGUCCAACAGGGCGGAAGGUCCCAUAUUCGCGUUGAUCAACACCCCCAUCAUGAAGCAGGUCAUCCUCGUGCUCUCGGAGGUCUUCCGCGCGAACUCCAUGUGCGGGAUCGUCGUCCUGUCCAACUCCAUCCUCAAGCCUGGCAAGCACUACCCCAUCGCCCUGUGGGGCCCGAUACUUCUCGGAACGGUGGGCGGGUGCGGCGGACUCUUCCUGCCCCUCGACAAGGGCCUCAAGGGGUUGAAGAACGGCGCUCCAUGGCCGCUUCAGUCCGCCUUCUACGGCUCCAUGUUCUUCAACCUCUUCGUCUACGACCCCAACGUCGGACCGUACCUGCGCGACGCCGCCGCCCUCUUCCUGGACGGAGACCUGGUCGUGCAGGGCAGGGCGAUCGUCGCGGGGUUCCUGUGCGUGGUCGCGCUCGCUCAGACCCUCAUCAGCCCGGCCUUCAACCCCUUCACCCCCGUGCACAACGUGGUGUACACAGUGACCGGGGUGCCCAACCCGGAGGCGGUCGCGGUCGCCACCGGCGAAAAGCCCAAGGCGGACUAA
Messenger RNA from Ectocarpus siliculosus, 897 nucleotides. The record is from the annotation of a GenBank genome assembly. NCBI's taxonomy places the organism in Eukaryota, Phaeophyceae, Ectocarpales, Ectocarpaceae.